AUGUACGCUAUCACUAUCCUCGUUCCCUUCCUUCUGGCCCUUGACGCCAUGUUCGCCGCCCCCUUUGGAGGAGCCAUCGGCAUUAUUAUGAUCUUUUGUCUCUCCGGUUAUGAUGACAACGAUCCCUCUGCCAAUAUCUUCGCCCUUUUCGCAAACACUCUUACGGCUAUUUGCGUGAAGUAUGCCCUUGGAGGAGGUGUUCUUCGGGAAAUCCACGGAAUCGCGCUCAUGUGCGCAUGCAAGGAUUCUUGGGGUGUCACGUAUCCCAGCGCGAUCACCGUUGCGACGACCAUGAUAAUGCAUAAGUUUCUCACUAGCGACAAGGAUAUGUUUCUUCUUGAUCUUGUCAUGAUUGUCUGCGCUGCAACCCCCUCUCUUCGACACAUCCCUCACCAGUGGGCUAUGGCCAAGCAGCCAAACCAGAUUACGCCGACUGAAAGCCCGCCUAAGUCUAAAGAGCCUGUUGGCGACCAACCUAGUAUUCAGCAGCCUAUUAUCGAACAGUCUGCAGCUGAUCAGCCUACCAUUGACCAGCCUACCGUUGAGAAGCCUGCCGUUGAGAAGCCUGCCGUUGAGAAGCCCGCCAUUGAGCAGCCCGUCAUCGACCAGCCCGUCAUCGAGCAGACCAUCAUCGAGCAGACUAUCAUCGAGAAGCCUGCCCCUGAGGAGUUUACCCCUGAAGAGUCUACCCCUGAGAAGCUCAGUGAUGACACGCCUUCUAUCGAGGUGCUCACUACUCAUGGUUCUCCUAUUUCUCAACCCACUAGUGAGGAGCCUCUAGACGUGCAGCCUACUAUGGAACAGAUGGUUAUUGAGCAAGCUGUUGCUGUUGAAGGACAUAGUACCGAAAACCUCUUGACCAACGGCCCUGUUACCUUCGAGCUGCCUCCCGCGGAGCAGCAAUCCAUUGUGACGGCGAUUACUGAACAACCUACCUCCCAGUCCCCCGAGAUUCAGGAGAUGUCUUUCACCGAGCAGCUUACUGAGACGAACUCUAUGGAGGAGCACACUAUUUCGGAGACUCUUAAGGAGGAGCCCUCGGCUGAGCAAUGUGCAAUUGAACAGCUUAGCGAGCCUAUUGUAGAGGAUCAUGCUAUUGAACAGGUCUCACACGAUGAGCAACCAUCCGAUGAUAUGGCUCAAUGGGAAGAGAUUAUUGACAAUAUACUGGACGAUAUGCUGUCUCUAGAUAAUUCGCAGCAGGCCGAGAACAGCCAGUCUAGCAACGAGCAUGUUGUUACCUACGAGCCAGAUAUAAUCCCCCCGCCGGCACAGUACGACUCCAAUAUACAAUUUCUAGAGAACCCUAUGGUCAUAGAACAAGCUGUCGAAAAUGGUCAUCUUUUCGACAGUGAACCACCUAUUCUCACCCAAUCUACGCCCGUGUUCACGUUCAACAGCGAGCAGUCUACUCAAGCCGAACAAUCUUCCUCCUCUUUUAACUUCGGUGUUGGACAGUCCACACCCACAUUCUCUUUCGUCAACCAGCAGCCCAUAGAAGUUGAACAACCUGCUGCCAUUUUUAACUUCGGUGCUGAACAGUUUAUUCAACCCGAACAACAUACCCCUAUACCCCCCUUCCUUAAUGAGCAGCCAAUUCAGGUUCCACAGCCAAUGUCGGUGUUGUCUUUCAGUAAUGAGCAAUUCACGGAAGCUGAGCAACCUGACUAUACCAUUAACUUUGGCGGUGAACAAUCUACACCUAUGUUCUCUUUCGGCAACGAGCAAUCCACAGAAGCUGGACAGUCUGCCCCUAUCUUUAACUUCAGUGGCGAACAAUCUGCGCCAGUGUUCCCUUACGGUGACGAGGAGCCUAUCGAACCCGAGCAGUAUGCUUCAAUGUCCUAUUCCAGUCACAAAGACUUUAAUAAUAUCGGACAACUUACCUUCCCGGGGCGCUCCCUAAUGGCUCACAGGAAACCCCAAACCGAUGAUCGAAUUCAUGAGGCAAUGGAUGUCGAAACCGAUGAAGACGAAACAGGUGAAGCAAACCUAGAGGCAAUGGAAGAAGAAACCGACGAUGAUAUUCUAGAAUUGAUGGAGCAGACACUUGAGGAGGAGCUAGCAAUGGAGCUUGCAAAUGGUCAAGAUCCUGACAACGAAGAAUCUAUGGAAGAUGCACCAGAACCGCGAGAGGCAGAAAAAUUGGAUCUCGACGCCCUUAAGAAGACCCUCAAAAACAAUUUAGAGGAACGCUCAAAAGAAAGCAUCAUGGGACGAGGCGGGAAGCAGAGGGCUUUCGACCAAGCAGCUGUGAAGGGGUCCCUCCUACCUGACACUUACUACACCAUGGAUGACGAGGGCUUGCCUCACAAGGAGACCGAUGGGCUUCCAUUUACAGAGAUGGAUGAUGAACGUCUGAGUGUCAUGAUGGAGAGAUUAGACACAGCAAGCAAGCACAACCAAGACGAGCAGAACGAGAAGAAUCUUCUGGUCGCGGAGGCCGAGAAGAAGUUGAAGGAGGGGUGGCAAAAGAAGAAGAACGACGCAGACUACCAAUCACUAAUGAAAUUAAAGAAGAAACCUGCCAACCCGUUCCUCGUUCCAAAGAAACCGAAGAAACCGGCAGAUAAAAAGUAG
Molecule: messenger RNA, 2580 nt
Organism: Daldinia childiae
Lineage: Eukaryota; Fungi; Ascomycota; Sordariomycetes; Xylariales; Hypoxylaceae
Product: Serum response factor-binding protein 1
Exons: 4
Coding region: 1-2580 (859 amino acids)
Source: RefSeq, a predicted model, not a curated record